AUGGAAACACCCGAUUCUGACCUCUUUACGAAAGAGGCAAAGGAACCGUACAAGAACAUAUCACUAGCACCACCACCGGGUCCACCUCCGCUAGAGAUUCAGGUCGUUCUCGCGAUCCCGGAACUUGCGAACAAUCAGGUUCUGGUUCACCUGACCCCAGAAUCGUCAAGAGUUCGAAUCGAACCUACCCCGCGAUUCAUCGUGCUAGAGUCUUGGACCCUGUCGUUUGCGCCUCGACGAGGAGAUGAGGACCAUUCAAUCGACGUUGCACUGCCGACGAUCUACAAACACGGUAUCCCCUUGUUCCGGAGCCUCUUCACCCUGCUGCGGGUCUUGCCAACAUGGAAGCUGUACAAGCGCCUGAAGAGACGCACAGGAGGCCCACAGCACCUCUCUAUUCAACUGCGUGUACGCUCAAGCCAUGACCCAGACCAUCUCAUCCUUGAUUUCGACACGCCUGUUUCCCCUACUAUUCCGACACCCUUAUCUACCCAGACACACACGUUCUCCGCCGUUCCACAUCCUUUGGGGUCUUUAACACUCUCAGCGCGCUUUCUGGAAACCCCCAACUUCCAACUCGAAGAACUAGAAUCCGUCCUUUCCUCAAGGUUCAUCUCCCAAGAUUUAGGGGGCGGGGAGGGCUUUGUUCCAACUUUGACCAAGAACCAUCAACGUGAUUCGUCGAUUAGCAGUAGCGGGAUGCGCUCUGUUCUGUCGAAAUCACCGCCGAAGAGUAUUGGUCGCACCGUCUCCUCCGAUGAGAGCGCCAGCAUCGCUGAACGAUUCAUCCUCCCCGCCCGAACACCCAGCAACCCACCCUCGUCCGGUGCUGGCACUGGCACAGCACCGACGCCCGUCCGAAACAUACCACAGCCACCUAGACAGCUGGCAAGCGGCGACUUUGCUGGGGUACCUAACCAGUCGCCAUCGGGUCUCGCGAUUUCGAGGCUGCGCAAGGAGAGCUUGGGGUCGUCUCCGUCGUCGUCUCUUUCUGGUAGGGAUCUCCCCAUGGGCAUCCCAUUCGCCACCACCAAUCCCUCGCUGUCCUCCCUUUCCUCAUCACCAUCGUCGGGCGGCCUGCCCAUCAGACGACCGAGCAUCAACCCUGUACAUCCCUUCAAAUCCAACACAGUAUCUUCAGCAUCCGGAUCCUCACCGUCUCUGUCCAUCCGCCAGGCAGGAAUAACCAGUGGGUCACCACUAUCGACUGGCAUCACAGGAAGCCAUUCGCGCUCGAGCUCCAUCUCCGGUGUCACGAGUCGGCCACCCCCGUCCCCGAUCGGUAUCGGAUUACCAGGCGGCGCUGAUAGUCGUCCGUCACCACCGCUAUCCCACUUUUCCCCGUCGAGUUUGGAUGUGGUGAAGCGUCCGGGAACGAGCGGUAGUGCGGGGAGUGCUGGUAGUGGGGAGCGUGAUCGCAGAGUGAGCUUGGGUGUGGGUGCUAGUCCGGAUGACGGGCGCGUUGCGGUACCCCCUCGGAAGCGCUACUCGAGUAGCUUUGGGCAUCGGUUUACCAAUAGUGUUGGGAGUACGGGUGGUGGUAGCGCCGAGGGAGGCAGCGGGGGUGCGAGUGCCGCAGGGGGCGGUACCGCCAGUGGAAGGAGUACACCGGCCAUCCCGCCCUCCGGCUCUGGACUCGGGAUCGACUUGGGGACGAGGGAGCGGAAGGAGAGCUCUGCGGCAUCGUUCAUGAGCACAGCCACCGACGAUGACGAUAUCUCUCUCUUUGUCCAAGACAUCGAUUCGCGCAAGCCCUUGAGUGGGAGGUGGAAGGAGCGGGAGAAGAGGGAUUGGGAGAGGCAGCAGUCUGCUUUGCGAGAUGGGCUGGAAGGUGUUGAAGAUCAGAGCCACGGUCGGGAUACCUCUGAAGCGUCCACUGUCAAACCUCUUCGGUCAGAACGAACGAUAACGGGAAGAUUGUCGACAUCGCCGCCAUCCACCGCGCCGUCAUCGAGAUUCUCAACGUUAAGCGACGCAGCUCCUAUCCCUUCUACUCUACCUUCUGCCAUUGCCCGAGAGCGGGACCCGGCAGUGACGUCUACAUCGCCUCCUGCGCUGUCCCUGUCACCGACAAGAGGGCCUAUGCUAACGAGCCAGGGUGAGGUUUCGGAGAGGCUGAAGAGGAUGAACGAGACAUUCUUGAAGAGCUUGGAGGGCUUCGACCCGGGCAACGCAGCGAAGCGGAAAGAAAGGGAACAACGGAAGAGGGAGAAGGAGAGGGAGAGAGAACGGGAGAGGGAGAGGGUGCAGUCGACCACGUCCCCUCGGAAGCCCAACGGUGAUGAUACACGACCGAGUGGAUCUUCUGCUAACCGCGAUGAUGCCCAGCUCGCCGGCUACGCCAGUCGGGGGUUGUCGAUCCGGUCUCCCAGGGAGAGAACCCCUCUUGACGAGGAUGGGGGUUGGAAGUCACCUGGAGCGGGUGGAAGCGAGCGUAAUCGUGGAUUUGCUUCGAGGGGGAUGGGGCUGAGAGGCCCGAUGCUUGGUGACGACGACGAUUCGACGAGCUCUUUGGGCCAUAGCGAAGUCAACGUCAGCCAGGGGAGCGAGGAAGUGAUUGGGAAGAUGGAGUUGUACGAGGAGAGGAGUCGGAGGAAGUACCAUCGGUAUUGA
This is a messenger RNA of Coprinopsis cinerea okayama7#130, 2613 nucleotides long. RefSeq lists its product as hypothetical. The coding region runs from base 1 to 2613 and encodes 870 amino acids. The record is from RefSeq and is a predicted model, not a curated record. The transcript is spliced from 3 exons. NCBI's taxonomy places the organism in Eukaryota, Fungi, Basidiomycota, Agaricomycetes, Agaricales, Psathyrellaceae. Gene Ontology annotation, cellular component: cytosol; phagophore assembly site; extrinsic component of membrane. Gene Ontology annotation, biological process: mitophagy; piecemeal microautophagy of the nucleus; autophagosome assembly.